Molecule: messenger RNA, 1994 nt
Organism: Chanos chanos (milkfish)
Lineage: Eukaryota; Metazoa; Chordata; Actinopteri; Gonorynchiformes; Chanidae
Gene: spryd7a
Product: SPRY domain containing 7a
Exons: 5
Coding region: 123-713 (196 amino acids)
Molecular function (GO): protein binding
Source: RefSeq, a predicted model, not a curated record
GCAUACAGGGUAGGAAGUGACCUCCGUAGAAAUGGCACAAACACGAUGGUAAUUUUGUAGUCUGUUGUAAAAAACGUAUCAUUUUUGGAUUCGAGGUUUUCGUCUUACGACGAGUGGUCACCAUGGCGUCGUUGUUUUCGUGUUGUUUUGGAUGUUGUGGGGACGGCAGCCCUGGACACGUAACCCUCAAGGAAAUGCCAACGGUCCAAUUAGACACACAUCACAUGGGCACUGACGUUGUCAUCGUAAAGAGCGGGAGGAGAAUAUGUGGCACGGGUGGUUGCCUUGCCAACGCUCCCCUGCACCAGAACAAGAGCUACUUUGAGAUCAAAAUUCAGUCUACCGGCAUAUGGGGAAUAGGAGUGGCCACUCAGAAAGCCAACCUGAACCAGGUUCCUAUGGGAAGGGACAACCACAGUUUGGUCCUGAGACAUGAUGGGUCUGUGUAUCACAAUAACGAAGAGAAGAAUCGUCUCCCAGCUAACAGCCUGCCACAGGAGGGGGAUGUAGUGGGUGUGACUUAUGAUCACGUGGAGCUGAAUUUGUACCUGAAUGGGAAGAAUAUGAAUUGUCCGGCUUCUGGGAUUCGAGGAACUGUUUAUCCUGUAGUAUACGUGGACGAUAGUGCAAUAUUGGAUUGUCAGUUUAGUGAUUUUUAUCACACUUCACCACAAGGUUUCCAGAAGAUUCUUUUUGAGCAGCAGAUCUUCUGAGCGCUGUUGAUCCUCAAGUGCAUCAAGUUUUCUGUUUGCAAAGCUGUCUCUUCUCCCCCCCCCCCCCCCCCACAUCAGGAGAUGGUGCCAGACUGGUGCCCAGUUCUGAAGUGCUGUGAUACUCUCACCUCUGUGGUCGUGGCUUUGUUCAUUUAAAGGACUCUAAGGCAAACUAUUGUUUUCAGAAAGGUGUGAUUUAAGAGGAAAUGGUGCCGUUUCCUUUAAAUAAAUAAAUAUUUUGCUUAAAUUAUUAUAUGUAGAUGUUGUCUCUACAAAGACUUUGGUAUAUGUGUACUGUAGUCAAGGUAUACGUUUAUAUGUAUUCCUUUAGAAGUUACUCUCAUCCAAAGUGACUUUACCAAAACUCCAGACUGGACCAUAGCGCCUGUUAUUUCUACAGUGGCAGGUUGCCCAACCUCUGUGAAGUCAAAGCCAAUACAUUUAGAGUCUCUCCCAAUGUCCCCUAAUGAUUAGCCUGUUGCUUAAGAUUGGCAGUGAACAGUCAUGCUGUCUCAGGUCUUUCAAUGGAUAUAACAUUGUAUCAAAAAUAUUGCUCGUUAAUGUUCUAAUGUUCUGAUGUCGAUUCUUUUUUUUUUUUUUACUGGAUCAAUCAGAAAGCAUGGUUCUACUGAUUGACUCUGAAAUUACAAAUUUGUCAUUUCUAAACCUGAAAUUACAAAGGUCUGACAAAGUUUGAGAUGCUUUACCGAGGUAAUAAAUAAAUGAAUAAAUAAAUAAAUAAACAAACAUUGCUCUAAGACCUGAGAUAUUACAUCUUUAAGACCAAAAGUAAAUCACAGAAUCCAGUCAGAUUUUAUGUUUCAGAUAGAGCCCUUGUAAGUGGCUUGAUGCAUAAUGUGCCUCUCUCCUGCUGUGUUUCUGUAAUCAGUUUUUCUCCAAAUUGCAUAUUUUAUCACAGUGAUCUUGUUAUAAUUUUAUCAGCAGUCUUUUUAUGUUUACCUUGUCAAUGAAUGUAUAUUUUUCAAAUGGGAGCAUUAUUCUUAAUGUCAUAUCUCACUACUGGGGGGGGGGGGGGUUGACUGACUUUAUUUGGCUGACUUGAUUUUUUUCAGAUUACAGAAGAAAACUGAAACUGCUACUAUAUUUUGCUUUCUGGAGAUUUAAUCAGAAUGAAAUAUUGUGUAUGAAUUGAACCACUGCCCUCUACCCAUUAAAUUACAUGUUGUAUUGUAUGAUGAUCUCAGCACUGUUUUGUAUGCAUUGAUCAAAUAAGUACAGUUGUGUUGGGUGUUCUCACAGUAAUAAAAGUGUUGCUCUAGG